Messenger RNA from Penaeus vannamei (Pacific white shrimp), 2661 nucleotides. NCBI's taxonomy places the organism in Eukaryota, Metazoa, Arthropoda, Malacostraca, Decapoda, Penaeidae. The record is from RefSeq and is a predicted model, not a curated record.
AAAGACUAAAGGGACAUGUAACUUUCCCAGAUGGUGGUGCAGUUUGGUCAGGUGGUGCUGGGUCCACCUGGAAGUGGCAAGACAACCUACUGUAAGGCUAUGGCCUCACUCCUGCGAGGUCUUGGACGUAAAGUGUCAAUCAUCAACCUUGAUCCAGCCAAUGAUGUCCUCCCAUACGAAGCAGCAGUUGAUGUAAGUGAAUUAAUCCAGGUAGAGGAGGUGAUGGCAACCAAGAAAGUGGGGCCAAAUGGAGCUCUUGUGUUCUGCAUGGAAAUGUUGGAGGCAAAUCUACCCUGGCUGCUCAACAAGAUCCAGGCCUUAGAGGGACACUACCUCAUAUUUGACUUUCCGGGACAGGCUGAGUUGUAUGCACACCACACAAUGGUGCGCAAUAUUUUAAGAGAAUUGGACAAAGCUGAAAUUCGCCUUUGUGCAGUCUACCUUGUGGAUUCUCAUUAUGCUAAUGACCCAGGAAAAUAUGUGUCUGCUGUACUGUUAACAUUAAACAGCAUGUUAAUGAUGGAAUUGCCUACUGUGAAUAUUCUCUCAAAGGUUGAUUCAGUAGAAAAAUAUGGGAGCCUGGAUAUGGGUCUUGAAUUUUACACAGAAGUCAUGGACCUAGAAUACCUCUUGGAAUACCUAGGAGAUGCACCAGUGACGCGCAAGUACACCAAGUUGAACAAAGCCAUGGCAGAUGUGAUCUCAGACUAUUCCCUAGUGACCUUCAUCCCCCUCAGUGCUGAUAGCAGGUCUACUCUGUUGGCUGCAAUGAAGGCAAUUGACAAGGCCAAUGGAUAUAUAUAUGGGAGCGGAGAAGAACGGAAUAUCCAAAGGUUAUUGUCAUGUGCCGUCGGUGCUGAAUUUGAGCACGAGCGCCUGGGGAACGUGCGAGAUGAGUUCAUGAGAGGAAACAGUGAAGAGGAGGAUGACGAGGAUGAGGAAAUUAUCAAGAUGAUAGCUACUCAGAAUCAAAACAGAUGAAAUUUAGGCUGUUUGUUCAUAUCAUUGUCUUUUUCUUUAAGAGGAUCAUAAUUUUUUUUUAUUUUGACCACAUAAUAAUUCCUUUUUUUUAAAUAUGCUGUGAAUUCAGAAAGCAAUUAUUGAAAAUAAAAUUGAUACAGGAGAAAGAAAUCUUCACCUUUUUCAGUACCUUCAUUGAUCUUUCCAAAGCUCAGAAAUAUUGAUUUUUGCUUGAAUUGGAACUAUUAUAAACUAUUAUAAAUAUUGGAACCUGUUAUAAACAAGGAAAAGGGAAACUUUGUAUUAUAUAAUAUCUAUUGUAUUUCAAUUCUUUGGCCACCAUUGUUUAUUGAUAUAAUAUGUAAGUGAGAGAAAAUACUGCUAGGUUUAAGAAAUCGAGAUAUUUACAACAUGAUUUAAUUUAGUACGUAAACAAUUACCCAGAGUCAUCAAUCUGAAAAGGAUGGGUAAAUAGAUGUGGGUGAGUAAGGCUAUAUAUUUAUCCUUUACUACAUGACUGCUAAACCAGUCUUGCAUUUGAACACAUUGGGCAAUUAGCUAUUCUGUAGUAAAAUUGACUGCUGUUUUAUUUUAUGAAAUGCAUAGAUAAGAAUCAUGCAUCAUAGGACAGUGAUUUAUGUGAUAUUAUCCCUAAUAUUUUGUGCCUAUCAAGGAGUUACUGUAGGUUUGUAUAUUUUUUCAUUAUAUUCCAAGAACAUUUAAAGGGUUUUGCAGAAUAUUCUAUGCAUGUUGUAGUUAUACUGUAUGGUUCAUAUGCAUUUUUUUCUCUCUUUUUCUUUUCUUUUUUCUUUCUUUCUUCUUUGUUAUUUAUUUAUUUAUUAUAGCGGGACUGUUCCAUUUCCUAUUUUCUUAAAGUGGACCAGUUAGUAUGGAAGUUAAUGUUGAUAACAUGAAUCAAAAUUUUCUUACUGAUUAAAAGUACAGAAAAGUUGCAGUUUAUUGGAAUUUAUAGUUCAAAAUUAUGCAAAUGUCUAACUUUAGAAAAUUAAAAGGAAAAUCUGCAGCAAUUGCAAAACUUGUAGAAAAUGAUUCGCUAGGUUUUUCCAUUUGAAUGUUUUUACAAUCUAAAUGUAUUCUAUUAAAAAUUUAAUUUUGACAAUCUGUUGGCCUCAGUUCUUAUUAGAUACUCCUGAUGGUAGUUCUAUCCUAAGGAGAAAGGUCUUUCCUAGUGAACAAAUUCUCAUCUCAUUUGCAAAUUAUUUUGAUUCUACUUGGCUGAAUAGUGAUAACACUUCCAGUGCAGAAAUGUAUAGAUACAUUGGUUAUAGUUCUCCUCUUGUUAUUUAACUGUUGAAGUUCAUUGCCUAACAUGUGUUCACAUGUUUCACAUAUUUGAUAUGGAAUCUUCUCAUUUUGUCUUAUUGUUGCUGCUACUUAUCAGCCCCAAAUUGUCUUUCCUGAAAUUUCAUACCAAACAUACACUGCAGUAGUCUUGCAGCUUUUUUUUAUUGUUGUUUAUUACUAGUUUAUAUAACAUUUUCACUUUUUGUUAAUGUGAAUAAUUUUCUAUUUGGUUCCUUUUUACUAUAGAUAUCUGAGGAUAGGCUAGUCAAAAAUAUUUUUUCUAUUGUAUGUUCUUGGAAAAUGAAAGUAUUUCAAAUUUCUUUCCAUCCCUUUUUUCUACAAAAUAUGUGACUCCAUUAUAAUAUAUAAUACGGGAAAUAAACAGUUUCAUACCUA